GAUUUGACCUUGACAUUGAAAUUUCGACAAAGUUGAAAUAUGUCUUUAAGAAUCAUUCUCAGCUCUUCCUGUUUUAGAAAUACAAUAAAUACUUCAACGAAAAAGUAAACACAUUUCCUAAUUUUUCUUCAGCUGUCAUUUUUUUUUCAGAGAAUCUUAAAUUUUUAAUUUUUUACAAUGAAUUUAGAUUUGGCAAUGUGCAAUCGUUCAGAGAUAUUGGGCUAUCUAAGUCUUUUUGGCAAAGAGGCCAAACAGUACACACAAAAAGUUCACCUAAGAGAAGCCUCUUUCCUGAUAAGAACCUUGAACCCAAUAUUAGGCCUAGUUUAAUUAAACCCUUAGUAAUGGGUGUUGGGGUCAGUCUUACUGCCUAUGGAGCUUGUAUGGUUUGGCAAUAUGAAAUAUUGCGUCAGAAAGCUUAUUCUAUGUCAAAACAGUUCACAAAUGUUCAUUCGGGUAUUCGUGGCCAAAUACAUUCAAUAUGGAAAAGAAUGAAAUUAACAGAAAAAGUAGCUGUCUCUAUCAUUGCCAUAAAUACAGGGGUAUUCUUAGCUUGGAAAGUACCAGCUCUUAGCCGAUAUAUGCUUAAAUAUUUUUCAUCAAGUCCAUAUUCAAAAGCAGCAUCAUCAUCAAUGUUUUUUUCAUUUUGGAGUCAUUACAAUACAUUUCAUUUGUUAGCAAAUAUGUAUGUGUUUUGGAGUUUCUCGUACGCCGCAGGAGCACUGCUCGGAGCACCGGAAAUGGUGGCAUUCUUCGUUACUUCAGGUCUUUUAUCUAAUUACGGGAGUUACAUCUUCAAAGCACUAACGCAUAGUAGAGUUCCAUCCCUAGGAGCCGUGAGUUGCACACAAGAGAGAUUUUUUAACAGCGUCUAUUUGAUAUUUAUUUUCUUUUUUGAAGUCGGGAGCUAUAAUGGCUAUUUUAGGGCUCACUUGUGCACGCUUUCCAGAAGCUCGCCUAAGUAUUGCGUUCGUAGACCAGCUAAUACCUCAUUCUUUUACAGCUGACAAUGCCAAGAAUGGUUUGAUUCUAAUUGAUGUUCUUGGUAUAAUCUUUCGAUGGAGAUUAUUUGAUCAUGCCGCUCAUUUGUCCGGAAUGCUAUUCGGAUUAUUCUACGCUCAUUAUGGUCAUAAAAUGGUUAGAGCUGGAGCGAAGCCGAUCAUGUCAAAGUGGCACGAUUUAAGAAGAUCGUCAGAUAAAUAGGAUAUGAAGUUAUGAAACUUUCUACAGUUUUUUAAGUAUUUGUUAUUUGUUGCCAAAAAAAAUGUUCCCUAUAAAAUUAAAUAUAUAUAUAUAUAUAUAAACUAUAUACUAAUGUAUUAGUAUAUUAAUCAUUCAGUCGCACUUUUAAUAAAGCAGUUCAUUCUUAUUUUAAGUCUACUAAACUGCAAAAAAAAGAACAUUAAAGAAACCAAAGAGAAAGCCUGACAAUUUAUGACUAACAGAAAAUUUAAUGCUAAUAUUAGAUGCUUUAUUAAUCAUAAGGCAAUCUAUUACAUUCUUCCAUCGCGCCAAAUAUUCAAAGCUAUUUUCGAAUGUC
Messenger RNA from Dimorphilus gyrociliatus, 1540 nucleotides. The record is from the annotation of a GenBank genome assembly. NCBI's taxonomy places the organism in Eukaryota, Metazoa, Annelida, Polychaeta, Dinophilidae.